CUCUCACAAGCGCUGUCACAAGCGCUGUGACCCUUAGUGAUCGAUCACACUUGCCCGUGCAGUAUCAAUCACGCUGAACACGCGCGUGGCACUGCGCUAUGAAUCUCACUCUACCGGAAGCAGCGCAGCAGCAGCACCACCUGGAGGUGCAGCAGCAGCAGCCGGUGACCAGGGAUUUCGUAGUGCAACUAGUUAUCGAUUUCAUAGCCCCAAGCGGGCUGUCUCCGCGCGAAGACCCAGCGCGACGCGAGUCCGAGGCGCUCCUCGGCGAGUGGGAGGCGACUGGACUCGAUGGCGUGCCCGCGCCAGACCUUGACAGCGCCGACGAGGAUGCUGAGCCGCUGGGUCGCAUCAUUGAGUCUUAUCCUGAAGCUUUAAGCGGCACGGACCUUGGCGAAUGGGAGAUUGAGUUUGACGAACAACUCCAGGUUAUGUAUGGGGCGGGUCCGCAGCCUAGAAAAAAGCAUCCGCGUUGCGACGUCCCCCGAAGCGGUCUGUGGGCUCUGGUGUACUGUGUUGAAAGGUCAUGUAAAGAGGCUGAGGGCUCUCCGCGACGACUAUAAGGGCCAUUGCGAAACUCUCGAAGCCAAGAGGCACCAUUUGAUCAAUAUUAGAAUCAAUUAUGAGCGCUCCCCUGGUUCAGUGGACAUGGACUCGCCGCCGCCCGACGAUGAUGACUACUAAGCUUGGGAAAGCGAUCACUUGGGUGCUUCACUAAAUAGCUAGCCGCGCCUUUAAAAAAAACUAACUAG
This is a messenger RNA of Pelagomonas calceolata, 752 nucleotides long. The record is from the annotation of a GenBank genome assembly. Lineage: Eukaryota; Pelagophyceae; Pelagomonadales; Pelagomonadaceae.